CUAUGUUUCACUUUGGGCGACUAGUCGGCGAUUAGACGUUCUCAUCUCAACUUCAACAAUACCUUACCUCGUCUGGCGAAAUAGAGAAAAAAACAACACGUGCGAUAAACGUCUCUAAUUGGUAGCAAAGAUAAUGUCCAACGUCGAGAUAUCGGAAUAAAGUAUACUUGUCAGAUGCGUUCGAAACUUGGCGCUGUGCUGAUACCGCGCUUCGCACGCUCUUCACUACUGCUGUGCUCUAUAGUUUUUAAAAUCUCGGAGUUAAGAAUAAUAAAUCAUCGAGUGCGCUGACAUGGUAUUCACGGACAAUUCGCUAGGGGAACGUAGAGGAGUGUGACGAUGAUGUCGAGGAAAAUCCACGUGAAUCACCAGUUGAUAAAUCUUUAUCUAGAAUUUUUUCUAUUAUCUGUUCUACUUGUGGAGAAUUGUGACAGUGCGAUAUGGCGACGGGGGUGGGGUUUGUAAAUGUUUUGAGAAAUAAGGAAAUGAAGGACGCUGGGGGUGAUGACAGUGAGUUUUAUGUGAAUUAUCAAGGGAGGACUUAUGAAAUUAGUGGAUUUUUGAAGAAUCAUCCUGGGGGACGACAGGUGCUCAAAGCGUAUGAGGGAUUGUCCCUCGAUCGGGCGUUGGAUAAUGUGCCGCAUUCGGCAGCCGCUUUUCAUCUAUUCCAGGAAUUUGAAAUGAGUCAUAGAAGAGAUUAUGAGGAUAUAGAGAAUUUAAUCGACUGGAGUGCACCCCUUCUCGGACAAGUUGCAUCCCUACGAGAUCGAUACUGGGAGUGGGUGAAUCUCCCAGUGAAUCGACCAAUUCGCCUAUUCAAAUCGGACACUAUGGAAAUACUCACAGUGACACCCUGGUACCUAGUUCCACUCGUAUGGAUACCAAUCUGUACAUAUUUCCUUUAUCUCGGUGUAUCGACUGAUGUUUCCGGUCCUAUCGCACAUUCGCUCGCUAAGAUUGUCCUCGCGUUUUCGUGGGGAUUUUUGCUGUGGACUUUUUUAGAAUACACAUUGCAUCGAAAAUUAUUCCACAUGAAGCCGCCAGCCGAUUCCAAGAUACUCAUAUCUCUUCAUUUUCUUCUUCAUGGCCUUCAUCACAAGGCACCUUUUGACAAUAGGAGACUAGUAUUUCCUCCAUUGCCAGCAAUAUUCCUGGCUUGUGUAUUAUACAAUUUAUAUCAGCUGAUGUUUCCAGUAUUUAUGUUGAAUACUGUAGCUUCGGGAACCAUGACAGGAUACCUAUGUUACGACUUAAUGCAUUAUUAUUUACAUCAUGGGGCGCCCAACGCAGAGACAUAUUUAUACACCAUGAAGCGAUACCACAAUUACCACCACUUCUCACAUCACGACGAAGGUUUCGGUAUAAGCAGCAAACUGUGGGACUACAUCUUCGGAUCGUUAAUUGUACUAAGGCAAUUGAAAAAGGCCAUUAUCUGGUAGACAAAUUUAUCUCUGCCAAAGUUUUUUACAAUUAAAAAAAUUGAUUUCCAUCAAUGAA
Diachasma alloeum is the source of this 1497-nucleotide messenger RNA. RefSeq names its product fatty acid 2-hydroxylase (gene Fa2h). Gene Ontology annotation, biological process: fatty acid metabolic process; lipid biosynthetic process. Gene Ontology annotation, cellular component: endoplasmic reticulum; membrane. The transcript is spliced from 7 exons. The coding region runs from base 441 to 1439 and encodes 332 amino acids. The record is from RefSeq and is a predicted model, not a curated record. NCBI's taxonomy places the organism in Eukaryota, Metazoa, Arthropoda, Insecta, Hymenoptera, Braconidae. Gene Ontology annotation, molecular function: heme binding; iron ion binding; fatty acid 2-hydroxylase activity.